UAAGUUUCAUGACACGUACGAGCACUGCCACUCAUAACAAAAACAACUGCGAUUGUUUUUACGUAAGAGUUACAUGCCUGCUCAUAGUAAGUAACGUUCAACUCUGCAAAUAUCAUAGAGCGAACUAUGGGUAUCUUUGAAAACUUAAUAUAUACUUGGGUAAUGUUCGUGGUCUUUGUUUUUGAAAUAAGCGAAAAGGUGAAUGGAAGAAACCAUGGAUUAGGUGUCUUUAACAAAUUCAAAUAUACAUGUAUAAUAUGUGGGGUGUUCAUGAGCAAGAAUGUGCAUAGUAAAACAGAGAACAAGACUACUAACAAUAAACCAGUCCUCAAGGAAGAAGUUGUCUCAAUUUAUAAUGAAAACUUCGCUGAGAUACCGAAGGACAGGGAGCCAUAUUAUGUUAAAGUUCAACGAUGUGUCAUCGAAAAAGAUGAAAUUCCUAUAUGUGUAUUUUGUUGGCCCCAACCUAUGACAUUGACAGAAGUCGAGAUUGUCGUUCCUGAUUUAAAAAACUACACAAAAUUUUACAAAUAUAUUGUAUAUAAUCACACUUCUUGUUACAUGAGUACAAACUUAACAGCCUUGAACUUUGAUCAACACAAGAAUCUAUCUUCAAACGAAAUUAACGAAACAGAAUUUACAACAAAAGUAAAAUACAAUCCACCAAACGUGAGAAAUGUAAUACUAUUGCAAGCAUCCACAACCUCGUUUUCAUCUGCACAGUGAAUAUAUAAAGGUUCUUUUACAUUAUCUCUUUAUCCCAUUCACUCAAUGCUUGCCUGGUUGCAAAGCAACAGAGAAAAUGAAGAUUGUCAAUACAAAUAGCAUAGAUGGUUCAAUCCAAUUUCAAGUCGUCAGGGAACAUAUAUCUUGCCAUCUCUGGAGCACAACACAACAGUCCCAAUAAUUCAGCAUUUUGGAAGUGGAGAAGAAAGUAUACGAAUUUGUGCAGUGAACAUAAAGAUCAAGUAAUUUAGUUGGUGUUAUUGUUUAAUGCAGGAUGGAAAUAAUAGAAAUUCACAAAAAGUUUAUAAGUAUAAAAAAUAAAUCAAUGUUUCAAUAAAGGUUUCAAAAUUAAA
Messenger RNA from Xenia sp. Carnegie-2017, 1079 nucleotides. RefSeq lists its product as uncharacterized. The coding region runs from base 127 to 726 and encodes 199 amino acids. The record is from RefSeq and is a predicted model, not a curated record. The transcript is spliced from 5 exons. Lineage: Eukaryota; Metazoa; Cnidaria; Anthozoa; Malacalcyonacea; Xeniidae.